GAUGACGCAAGACGCAUUUCCUUUCCUCUUUCCUGUCAACGCGAAAGAUUAAAAAUGAAGACCAUUCUCAGUAACCAAACAGUUGACAUUCCUGAGAAAGUCGACAUUAUCCUGAAGGGGCGGACGGUUACUGUCAAAGGCCCCAGAGGAACUUUGAAAAGGGACUUCAACCACAUCAACGUGGAACUCUCCCUUUUGGGGAAAAAACGCAAGAAGGUGAGACUGCCUCGGUGUUAUGUCAGGUUUCCAGAUUUCCGAUCAUCUCUUAUAAUUAAUUCGCCAUUUAUUGUGGUUGUGUGGCUAGAAUAUGAGAUUUGGAGAUGCUGACUUGAAAGGUAGUGA
Messenger RNA from Thamnophis sirtalis, 342 nucleotides. NCBI's taxonomy places the organism in Eukaryota, Metazoa, Chordata, Lepidosauria, Squamata, Natricidae. The record is from RefSeq and is a predicted model, not a curated record.